This is a messenger RNA of Dichomitus squalens LYAD-421 SS1, 1530 nucleotides long. RefSeq names its product homoserine acetyltransferase. Gene Ontology annotation, biological process: L-homoserine metabolic process. Gene Ontology annotation, molecular function: L-serine O-acetyltransferase activity; homoserine O-acetyltransferase activity. Bases 1 to 1530 code for a protein of 509 amino acids. Lineage: Eukaryota; Fungi; Basidiomycota; Agaricomycetes; Polyporales; Polyporaceae. The transcript has 4 exons. The record is from RefSeq and is a predicted model, not a curated record.
AUGAAUGUAGGCAAAACCGUCUCCAGGUCUCUCAGGCUCCUCAGCAAGGCGCCCUCUCGCCUGUACGUCUCGCAAUCUAUACGGGCUGCCUCCCAAUGUACGCCCGGUUCCUCAGGGUCUUCGCAAGAACGCCCCCACUUCCCUUGCGUUGAUGCACAUGCCGUGCGAGAGUCCCGAAUCAUCUCUUCGCGAUCUACCCCUCCCAGCAAUCCCGCCUCCUCUGGCCCCGAACCCCCAUAUGCGCGACCCAACCCUGCGUCCUACAACGUGUACCACCACACCUCACCCCUCCCGCUUGUCUAUGCCGACACAUUGCCAUCCUUCGAUAUCGCUUAUGAGACAUGGGGAACGCUCUCCCCAAGGAAAGACAACGUCAUCCUGCUUCACACCGGACUUUCCGCUUCUUCGCAUGCUGCGUCUACCGAGCUCAACCCUGCAGACGGCUGGUGGGAGAAGUUCAUCGGACCAGGGAAGGCCCUGGACACGAGCCAGUUUUUCAUCAUCUGCACUAACGUCCUCGGAGGCUGCUAUGGCUCGACGGGUCCCUCUUCUCCUCACCCGGAGACAGGAGAGCCGUACGCGACCCGCUUCCCCAUCUUGUCUAUAUUCGACAUGGUCCGAGCGCAAUUCUGCUUACUCGACCACCUGGGUAUUGAGAGCCUCUAUGCGAGCGUAGGGUCAUCCAUGGGCGCCAUGCAGAGUUUGGCCGCAGGAUGGUUAUUCCCUGAGAGGGUUGGGAAGGUCGUGAGCAUCAGUGGGACAGCGAGGAGUAGCCCAAGCGCUAUUGCUAUGCGAUUUGCGCAACGAAGUGUCCUCAUGGCGGAUCCCAACUGGAAGGACGGCUUCUACUACGAUAGCUUGCCCCCACAUACAGGGAUGAAGCUCGCUCGACAAAUUGCGACCAUCACAUACCGUUCAGGUCCCGAAUGGGACAUACGCUUCGGUCGCCAGUUUCGCAAACUCCCCGACUCCGAAGCGCAGCGACCAGACGCACCCCGCGCGCCCGCACUAUGUCCCGACUUUCUCAUCGAGACGUACCUCGACCACCAAGGGGAGGAGUUCUGCCUCAAAUACGACGCGAACUCGCUGAUCUACAUCUCGAAGGCGAUGGACCUCUUCGACCUCACGGCGCCCGCGCUCGCCGAGCUCCGCCUCGAGAUCCCUGCCCCGCGUGCGGGGCCCCCUCCCCCGCCUCCUAGCUUAGCUGCGCACCCGACGUCACCCGCACACCAGCGGUACCACCAUCUCCUGUCGCAUUCGAGGAGCCAUCCUCCGCCGCCGAACCCCCCGGUGCAUCUCCCAGAUCUGGCUGCGGGUCUGCGCCCGCUGGCGAACACCCCCGUGCUGGUGCUCGGGGUGCAGAGCGACAUCUUGUUCCCGGUGGAGCAGCAGAGGGAGGUCGCGGACGCUCUGCGGAUAGCGGGCAACCAGAUGGUGAGCUACUACGAGCUCGGGGGUGUCUGGGGACACGAUACGUUCUUGUUGGACGUGCAGAACGUAGGCGGUGCUAUUCGCGGGUUCUUGUCGUAG